AUGGCUCCGCAGACGCCGCAAGGCCUACCUAAUCCAUAUGCUACAAGCGGCCUUCCGAAUCCUUAUGCUGCGGCCACGGUCGCCUCGGCCGCGCCUGUCAAGUACACUGAAGAGCAGGCCAAGGCCGAGCAGCAGAGGAAAGCACCUGCUUUCCAUAACCCUCACAUCAUCAAGCGCCCGCAGCCGAAGAAGACUGGUCCCACCAUCAAGAAGGCUACAAUGCCUGCCGUGGUACCAAGCUCUGUCAAGCAGGCGCCGGCCGCGUCCACUGCUCAGCAACAUGGCAUUGACUGGUACCGGAGCACUGCAGAUGACGAUGCGGCCGUUAUGGAGGAGCGAAGACAGCGCCUCUAUGAGGAGAGGCAGAAGAAGAAAGAGCAGAAGAAGUUCAACAAGAUGUUUGGACAUUGGAAUCCUCAGGCACCACACAGGCCUGAGCGAUUUUCAAACCUGCGAGCCUACAGGGCCAGCGGCGGUUAUCAACGCAAAAAGGAGGGCUUCAAGGCCUUUCUGCGCAGCGCUGCGGAUCAAUCAAGGCCUUGUGGAGCGGGUGAAACUGAUGAGGAACCAAAAGCAUCCGAGAUGAAGGCGAAGCUAUCCUUUGCUCCACCUGCUUCGUAUAAUGAGCCCGCAAACAAAUCGCCUCAGGAACCUCCGCGCGCGUUCCCUCCACCGCCCUCGGUCGCUGAGGAAUACCCGCCGCCUCCACCUCCUCUACCCUCAGCCGCUGAAGAAUGCCCGCCGCCUCCGCCGCCUCCAGCUGCACCCACAUCAGCUUCCAUAUUCCAGAAUGCAACUAUUUCAGCAGCGCCAGUACGCUAUGCCAAUGCGACCAUUUCUGCGCCCCCAGUCCAUUACGAGCCAAAUGACGUACAAAUGCACGACGUCGACAACGAACACACCGACCAGGAGCGCCCCGCCAAGCGUCCCAAGAUAAGCAAAGCAGAAGCCAUGAUGGCGAAGAUGGGCUAUAAGAAGGGUCAAGGCCUUGGCAAGAACAGCGAUGGUGUCAUCACACACUUGGAAGUUAAGAAGCGCAAAGCGCAUCCCGGCGCAAGUUCGCUUGACGAUGAAGGCGGCAAGAUCAAAUCGCAACAGGUCUGGGAUGUCAGUGGCGGUAUGCGCACGCACAAGGAUGAGCCUGGCAAGUUUGGAGAAGAGUCGAGCGUGGUUGUCGCUUGGGGUUGUAUUGAUGGGGUAGACUGGGAUGCGAAUGCUGAGCGCAAUGAUGGUGGCAUAAGGCAGGACAUGGGCGAGGCUUUUAGCAACAAGUUCGGCCCUGUGGAACACAUUCGGCUCGAUGAAAAGAGCAAAGACGGCGCAGUCUACAUUCACUUCAAGUCCGUUCUCAGCGCGCUCAACGCUGUCAAUCGCUUCGACGAGGGCUUCGAGUUUCGAAACCGCAAGAUUCGAGCGCAAUACUAUGACGAGCGCAAGUUUCACGCUGGCAUCUUUGACCACUGA
Messenger RNA from Plenodomus lingam JN3, 1464 nucleotides. RefSeq lists its product as uncharacterized. Gene Ontology annotation, cellular component: precatalytic spliceosome. Gene Ontology annotation, molecular function: RNA binding. The record is from RefSeq and is a predicted model, not a curated record. Gene Ontology annotation, biological process: mRNA cis splicing, via spliceosome. NCBI's taxonomy places the organism in Eukaryota, Fungi, Ascomycota, Dothideomycetes, Pleosporales, Leptosphaeriaceae.